GUUUAAAUGCUAAUGCAAUAGGACAGCUUUACACUGAGACAUGGAGUGAACAUGGGAGGGUUGCAUUAAGAGCAUCCGUCGUAAAACCUUGGCCAAAACUAAUAUGCGGACCAGAUGAUCAACUGUGGAACAGCCAAAACAACAACAACAACAACAACAACAACAGCAACAACAACAGCAACAACAUGGAGUAACUAUUAAAGUGAAAGUGAAUGGGAGCAAGUGGUUGCUUUUGGUGGAGAAAACGAAACUAAAGGACAUUUUGCAGGCAAUGUUAAAACCCGAUGUCCUGAUUUCUGUAUCACGCUUUUAAAAAUGAGUAUAAAUUGAUAUUUCAGUCUCGGUUACUUCAUCGACUUUAUUUACUAUUUCAAUCCAGGCGUUUCAAUCCAUUUAUUCGCUUGAUGUCAUCCAAAUAUUUGCGUCUGCGGCUGAAAAGCAAGUGCUUUCGUUUUCCAUUCCUGAGUCUAAGGGCGUAGAAUUGAAUAUCUUAUAUCCGGGUAAGGACAGUCUCUCCGAUCUGUUUUCUCCUUGUUAUUUACACAGACACUGAGCACGAUGAGUUCAACACAAGACACAAGCUUAAAAACCAGUCUUCUUCAGCUGGAAUGCCAUUUCACCUGGGCUCUGGAUAAAAAUGAUACCGAUCUCACUGAUCUUCUGAACAGGCUAGAAGAACAGCUUAACCUGGAUCUUGGAAGGGAGGCAGGAGUUGCACGCACACACUGCUGUAUGGGAUAUGUGAAGUUUCUACUAGGCUCCAAUACUGAGGCUGUCAGCUACUUUGAAAAAUCUGUAGAGCUCACGAAGUCUCAUGGAAAUGAUUGUGACAAGCUGCUUGUUGUUGUCUAUGGAGACCUUGCAUGGUUAUACUAUCAUAUGGGUAAUUUUGCAGAGUGUGAAAGCUACCUGAAUAAGCUGAGAGAGAUUAACGAGAAAUAUCCAACCGUCCCAUAUGCUGAGGUGCUUGGAGAGAAGGGAUGGACCUUCCUUAAGUUUUCUCGCAAAUAUUAUGAAAGGGCUAAAGAAUGCUUCAAGAAGGCCUUAGAGCUGGAGCCAGAUGAGGGUGAAUGGAAUGCUGGCCUUGCAAUUGCUCUUUAUAGGAUAGAGGAUUUUCUCCAAGAUACAUCUUCUUCAAAUGCAAUUGAUCAACUUAGACGGGCCAUAGCCACUAAUCCAGAUGAUGAUGUUCUUAAAGUUCUGCUUGGUCUGAAAUUGGCUUCUCGCAAGAGGUACAGUGAAGCAGAGAGCCUAGUGGAGCAAGCUUUAGAGAGUUCUCCAGAACACCCACAUGUGAUUCGAUAUGUUGGGAAGUUUUUCCGGAAUCGAGGCUCUGUGGACAGGUCUAUUGCCCUUCUAAAGAGAGCAUUAGAGAAAGUGUCCAACUCAGCCUUCAUACACCAUCAGCUGGGACUCUGCUAUAAGAAGAAGAUCCUGAAUCUGAAGCAGGCAGGAAGCCACCAUACAAAAGGUGCUGAAAUUAAUCGUGCUCAAGAGCAGUGCAUCUACCACUUGGAAAUGGCAACUGAAAUGAAGCCCAGCUUCAUCGUGGCUAUGAGGGAACUGGCUAUUCAGUAUGGGGAGAACCGGGAUAUGCCGCGAGCAGAAGAAAUGUUUCAGAAUACAUUUCGAGUAGCUAGAGAAAAAAAUGAUAACUACCAGUCUGUUCAUCUGUAUUAUGCAGACUUUCAGCAGUACUGUAUGAGAUGUGAGUCUGCUGCCAUCGAACAUUACAUUGAAUGUCUGAAGAUAAAUCCAAAACGAUAUGAAGGGAAGAAAAGUGCUGAACGUCUGGAAGGAAUUGCAAAGAGAAGAAUUAAAAACAACCCAAUGGAUGGAGAGGCCUUCGGAAUACUUGGAAUCAUUCAUAAGGAAAAAGGAGAAAAACAACAAGCCAUAGAGUGCUUUGAGACAGCGCUGAGCUUUGUAGACAAUGAGGAUUACCUGAGUGAUCUUUGUGAACUUAGACUUUCAUUACAGUAAUAUUACCAACAUGCAAUAUGAAACACAUGCAUGAGAUUUAAUGGUAACAGUAGUAUAGUAUCUGUAAUAAUACUAGAUAUGUACUGUGGAUAAAACAAUAAGCUUGUAAUUGUUUGAAUUUCAGCAUGAUAUUUGAUCAUAAUAGUAAUGCAAUAAGAUUCUUUUGCUUUUCUCACUAACAAUGUUUUAUUAAUAAAGCAUGUCCUGCAAUUAAUUUAAAUUAACACCACAUUCUUGUAACUGUAACUGAUUAUUCAACUUUAUGUAACUGAUAACUGAAAUAAAG
Molecule: messenger RNA, 2269 nt
Organism: Hemibagrus wyckioides
Lineage: Eukaryota; Metazoa; Chordata; Actinopteri; Siluriformes; Bagridae
Product: interferon-induced protein with tetratricopeptide repeats 5-like
Exons: 2
Coding region: 559-1983 (474 amino acids)
Biological process (GO): defense response to virus
Cellular component (GO): cytosol
Molecular function (GO): protein binding
Source: RefSeq, a predicted model, not a curated record